This is a messenger RNA of Beta vulgaris subsp. vulgaris (sugar beet), 1071 nucleotides long. Its product is annotated as peptidyl-prolyl cis-trans isomerase CYP23. Gene Ontology annotation, molecular function: peptidyl-prolyl cis-trans isomerase activity. Gene Ontology annotation, biological process: protein peptidyl-prolyl isomerization. The record is from RefSeq and is a predicted model, not a curated record. Bases 93 to 773 code for a protein of 226 amino acids. Lineage: Eukaryota; Viridiplantae; Streptophyta; Magnoliopsida; Caryophyllales; Amaranthaceae. The transcript has 10 exons.
GUGCUAAAACAAACAACACAAAAACUGUACUUGAAAAUACUACAAUCUCAAAUAAUUCAAAGACUUGGAAGUUGGAAGUUUUGGCAAUAGAGAUGGAGAGAGCAAAGACACUGCUAAAGAUCGUGACUUUCUCUCUCCUCAUCACUCUAACAUUUUCCAUUAACGACGAACCCCAGCUUGGAUCAGCUCGUGUUGUUUUCCAGACAAACUACGGAGAUGUCGAAUUUGGUUUUUAUCCUUCCGUGGCGCCGAAAACUGUUGAACACAUUUUCAAAGUUGUUCGCUUAGGAUGCUACAACACCAAUCACUUCUUCCGGGUUGAUAAGGGCUUUGUAGCUCAAGUUGCUGAUGUUGUAGGAGGCAGAACAGCUCCAAUGAACGCUGAGCAGAGGAAGGAAUCUCAGAAAACUGUUGUCGGCGAAUUUAGUAAGGUCAAACAUGUUAGGGGUAUACUUUCAAUGGGAAGAUAUGAUGACCCAGACAGUGCAUCAUCUUCUUUUUCUAUACUUCUUGGUGAUGCACCUCAUCUUGAUGAAAAAUAUGCAGUCUUUGGCAAGCUCACCAAGGGUGAUGAGACAUUAAAAAAGCUCGAGGAGUUACCUACUCGAAGAGAGGGCAUGUUUGUAAUGCCUGUGGAGCGGAUCACAAUCUUGUCUUCUUACUACUAUGAGAUAGAUAGUGAAACAUGUGAAGAAGAGAGAUCAAAUUUGAGAAGACGCCUUGUAGCUUCAUCUGUUGAAAUUGAGAGAUGGAGAAUGAAGUGUUUCCCAUGAUCAUUCUGGAUAUAUGAGAGAAAAGGAUUGUUGCUCAGAUGGUCCUGGACUAGGCAACAUGUAUCCUACACAGGUGCAAGCAUUAUUUGGCAAAAGUUCAACCAAACAAAGAUAUCUGCUGCUUUCAGCAAGACCCAAGUGAGAGACCAUUCUUGGUUUUUGGCUUCAUCGUCUAGAGAUUAAUAUCUUGUUACAAAUAGUAGACACAAUAACACUCAAUUUUCUGUAACAAAAAAAAAAAACUCAAUCUUGACUCUUGAGUCAGAUAUAUAUUACAUUUUGCACUUUGGUUUGCUUA